Messenger RNA from Prunus armeniaca (apricot), 210 nucleotides. NCBI's taxonomy places the organism in Eukaryota, Viridiplantae, Streptophyta, Magnoliopsida, Rosales, Rosaceae. The record is from the annotation of a GenBank genome assembly.
AUGCUUUCGCGCGCGUCGGAACUCGCUUCGGAGCGAGGCGGCCGGAAAACGCCCGAGGCGGUCGGCUGUUUCGCGAGUUGCACGUUUAGCCCUGGGAAGGCGCUUACGCCUCAACGCUUCAAGACUUACGCAUCGCAUAGCGCUACUAAAAUGCCUCGCCUAUACGCCUCGCUUUUGAAAACAUUGGUUGCGCUCACUCUGAAGCUUUGA